CGGUGCGUGUCUGUAGCGAGUUGAGAGCAAGCGGAGCAGCUGCCUUGUUGGUGCUACCUGGGUUUACCUUGGGUAGCUUUUCAAAUCUCCAGGUGUUCAGUGUAUUGCAGCGUGUUUUAAAUCUCUUGUCCUGCAAGUCUGGCGAUGUCUCUGUCCGUGUCUGAGAGCUCCCUGCUGAACAAGGGCGUGCGGGAUCAGUACAUGAAGCUGCCGCAGGGGGACCGGGUGCAGGUCACGUACGUGUGGAUCGACGGCACCGGGGAGGGUCUCCGCUGCAAAACCAGAACGCUGGACAGUGAGCCCAAGGUCCUUGAAGAUAUUCCCGAGUGGAAUUUCGAUGGCUCCAGCACCUACCAGGCUGAGGGUUCGAACAGCGACAUGUACCUGGUCCCUGUGUGCAUGUUCAGAGACCCCUUCGUCCUGGAUCCCAACAAGCUGGUGCUGUGUGAGGUGCUCAAGUACAACAGGAAGCCCGCAGAGACUAACCUGCGGAUGAAGUGUAAGCAGGCGAUGGAUCAGGCUACAGACACACACCCCUGGUUCGGGAUGGAACAGGAGUACACCCUGCUGGGCAUUAACAAGCACCCCUACGGCUGGCCCCAGAAUGGCUUCCCUGGGCCCCAGGGUCCUUAUUACUGUGGAGUGGGAGCUGACAAAGUGUAUGGGAGAGACGUCGUGGAGUCGCACUACAAGGCCUGUAUGUACGCCGGGGUCAAGAUAGCUGGCACCAAUGCAGAGGUCAUGCCGUCCCAGUGGGAGUUCCAGGUGGGCCCCUGUGAAGGUAUAGAUGUGGGGGAUCACCUCUGGAUGGCGCGGUUCCUGCUGCACCGGGUGUGCGAGGAUUUCGGGGUGGUCGCCACGCUGGAUCCCAAACCCAUCACCGGCAACUGGAAUGGAGCGGGCUGCCACACCAACUUCAGCACAGAGGCCAUGAGGAACAAGGGCGGACUCCAGCACAUUGAAGAAGCCAUUGAGCGGCUCGGCAAGAGGCACACCUUCCACAUCAAGGCUUACGACCCCAAGGGAGGGGCUGACAACUCCCGCAGACUGACAGGCUUCCACGAGACCUCCAGCAUCCAUGACUUCUCCGCAGGCGUGGCCAACCGAGGGGCCAGCAUCCGGAUCCCGCGGCAGGUUGGGCAGGACGGCUGCGGCUACUUCGAGGAUCGCCGCCCCUCCGCCAACUGCGACCCGUACGCAGUGACUGAUGCCAUUAUCCGCACCUGCGUCCUGAACGAGAGCGGGGAGCAGGAUGCAGCCUGACUCCCUCCAUCCAGCACAGGGCCGGCAGUGGCUCUUCAGGGAUCUGUGUUUUUAUUGUAGGACCUGUUCUGAAUGUUUCUGUUAGCUCAGCCUGGGUGUGCCAACACAUCUGUCUUCUGUGUAGGUCGUGUUUGUGUGUUUUUUUUUUUUUUUUUUUUUUUUUUUUAAUUUAAAUAGCAAAUGGUUAUUUUUAGAUUUGUUCUGAAUUCCAAUGGGUUGCACCUCCACUAGUCUGGUUUUAAGAUUUUGAUUUUAAAGUGACCUUUAAGUUCUUUGUAAUUAGUUUGUCUUUUGUUCAUUGAGAGCUCAACUUGUUCCUGUGGGUUUUUUUAUUAUUUUCCUUGUCCAUUUCGACAGCCGUCUGGUUUUUAAUUGUGUGUUUUUUUUUUUUUUUUUUUUUUUUUUUUUUUUAAAUAUUGGGACUGUAGCCCCUACUACCUCAUUGCUCUGUUUUGCAAUGUUCUCUUUAUAGCACCACUCCCAGUCCAUCCUAGGUUUUUGUCUGUUACAAUUGUUGCAAUUUUAAUGGUUAAACUUAGUUUCGUUCAGUGUCAAAAAAUGAAAUAGCUGCUCAACACUAAUGUCUCUUCCGGCUUUAAUGCAUAAUGAAAUGUUGUAAUAAAAUGUUUUGAACUGUA
Messenger RNA from Polyodon spathula (Mississippi paddlefish), 1901 nucleotides. RefSeq names its product glutamine synthetase-like. NCBI's taxonomy places the organism in Eukaryota, Metazoa, Chordata, Actinopteri, Acipenseriformes, Polyodontidae. Bases 145 to 1263 code for a protein of 372 amino acids. The transcript has 7 exons. Gene Ontology annotation, cellular component: cytoplasm. The record is from RefSeq and is a predicted model, not a curated record. Gene Ontology annotation, molecular function: glutamine synthetase activity.